UUUCCAUUCCACUGAGAUCGUGCUGGCGGAUUGUCGUGCAGGUAUUAGAACAUACUAGGAUAACAUAACAUGAGGAAGCUACCACAAGGGCUGAAGCUGGGUGUGGCUACAGCAGCAUAUCAAAUCGAAGGAGCUUGGAAUUUUGCAGACAAAACGCCUAACAUCUGGGAUACUCUGUGUCACAAUAACCCCGAAAGCAUUAGUGAUGGAACGAACGCGGACGAUGCUUGCAAAUCUUUCGAGUUCUACAAACGGGAUAUUGAUAUGCUGAAAUUUGUUGGAGUGGACUUUUACAGAUUUUCCAUAUCAUGGCCCAGGUUGUUACCCAAUGGAUUCGCGAAUAAAAUAAGCGAGAUAGGAUAUGAGUAUUACAACAACUUCAUUAACGAAUUGCUGGCCAACAAUAUCGAGCCUGUCAUCACUAUGUACCAUUGGGACCUGCCGCAGAAUCUUCAAGAUCUUGGUGGAUGGGCAAAUCCACUAAUUGCAGACUGGUUCGGUGACUACGCACGAGUUUUGUACAAACUAUUCGGCGAUCGAGUUAAGAUGUGGGUGACCAUUAAUGAACCCAAGCAAAUUGGACUAAUGGGGUACGGAAUGAAAAGAAUGGCGCCCGCAUUAAAUGCUACUGGUAUUGGUGAAUAUUUAACGGCGAAGAAUAUUGUUAUGGCUCACGCGAGAUCUUGGCAUAUUUACAAUGAGGAAUUUAGAGACACCCAAAAAGGUGUAUGCGGCAUUACAAUUGCCACGGACUUUCGUGAGGGGGUUACCGAUUCUCCAGAGGACAUUGAAGCCGGUCUCGACGCUAUAGAAUUUGAGGUUGGCUUGUACAGCCAUCCUAUAUUCUCUUCAAAGGGCGGAUUUCCAGAACGUGUUAUAAAACGAGUCGGUGCUAGUAGUGCUGAGCAGGGUUAUCCAAAUAGUAGAUUGCCUGAAUUUACGCCAGAAGAAAUUGAAUAUGUCAAAGGUACCAGUGACUUCUAUGGCUUCAACCACUACUCCUCAAAAUUUUACACGCGCAGUGAGUAUAAGCCUGGAACGUAUGCCGUACCUUCUUACGAUGAUGACAUCGGUGCAGAUUUCACUUACCUGGAUUAUGAGAAGGGUGCUGUACCUCAUGUCACAGUAAUACCACACGGUAUAAGGAAAGCUCUGAAAUGGGUAAAAGACAAUUGCAACAACCCGCCAAUAUUUAUAACCGAAAACGGUUUCGGUACCUUCGGAGGCCUGAAGGACGCUACCAGGAUAUCAUACUACAGGAGAUACCUCGACUCGAUUUUGGACGCUAUAGAGCAAGACGGUUGCAAUGUCGUCUCAUAUACGGCUUGGAGUUUGAUUGAUAACUUUGAAUGGAGCAGUGGUUUAAGCAUCAAGUUUGGGCUUUUCGAAGUGGACUUUGAUGACGAAAAUAGGAAACGAACUGCGAGAGCUUCUGCAUUAUGGUACAAGAAAUUAAUCAGUACUAGGAUGUUAGAUAGCAACGAUGAUGAUAUACCAGAAUUGGUGGAACACAUUUUUUAACAUUUCUUUUAUACAUUCGACCUUUGAGAGAAUGCACUCCUGACAGGCCGGUUACCACCAUCGCUUCUAAGCACCGCUUAUAGCAAUUUUAUUUAAAAAUGA
Messenger RNA from Pararge aegeria (speckled wood butterfly), 1623 nucleotides. Its product is annotated as myrosinase 1-like. The transcript has 7 exons. Gene Ontology annotation, molecular function: beta-glucosidase activity. NCBI's taxonomy places the organism in Eukaryota, Metazoa, Arthropoda, Insecta, Lepidoptera, Nymphalidae. Bases 70 to 1521 code for a protein of 483 amino acids. The record is from RefSeq and is a predicted model, not a curated record. Gene Ontology annotation, biological process: carbohydrate metabolic process.